UCAUACCAGAAAGUGCAGUGGUAUUCUCUUUUAGAAAAAAAAAAUUCCUUUGUUCAUGGUGGUGAUUGUAGAAAGAGUAUCCUACUAAUUAAAGGGACUGCCCACUUUUCCCCACCCAGAAUUCCACAAGAAAACAGUGUCAUAUCCUUUUCUUAAUUCUCUAUACCCCAUACCCUUUCCUCUGCCACCUCUGUCCUCCCCCAGCAGCAGUCUCCCAGCCUCUGCUUUCCAUAAUUAAACGUCACUACAUGCCACUAUACAUGCCUACCCCAAUAGCACUUCAUCCCCCUCCUUUCUCUCUGUCUCCUGUACCGGAAGGAAAACAAUACCCAUGAGGCCAGUUCCCCACAGAGCAAUGGAGAGGAAGCAUUCAGCUUUCUAGUUGCUGAAGGAGGGACACAUCCCACCAGAUAAGCAAUUCCUCUGGGCCUCAACAUGAACACAUAUAACCAUGACGCAUCUGAAGAUGUGUCAGAAGUCAGCAGUCAAGUGGCUUCUAACAUCUCUAUCCAAGAGUCGUUCCCAUACCACAAUCUCCAACCUAUGUCGCUUGACCUCUCGCUCCCCGUCAAGGCAGAAUCAUCAUCAGCAGCUGUUAUUUCCUUAUCAAGUACAAGCGAGAGCAGCAGCGAGGCGCGAGCUUGCAAUGCUCCCAUCCCCCAAAGAGUCUUUUCCUGCAACUACUGCAAGCGUAAAUUCUUCAGCUCCCAGGCCUUGGGUGGCCACCAAAAUGCUCACAAGAGGGAACGGACGCUCGCGAAAUGGGCUCUUAGAAUGGAUGCUUUCCCAUACACUUAUGCAAGUAUUGCAUCACUGCCCCUCCAUGGCUCUGCACUACACUCUUUGGGAAUCAAGGCUCACUCUUCCAUGCAUCAAAGCCCGGUUGAAAAGCAGGAAAGCCGGAGCAGUUCAAAGUUCUACCGGAGCUUGCAUGGGCCAAUGCCGGUCUUUGUGGAGGAUGAUGAUGCGAAUUUUUAUUGGCCUGGGAGUUUCCGGCCAUUGGCAAACUCAGGUUUUGAGCUGAUGGAGAAUUCAAAUUUGAAUUGUGUAGCCAGUGAUCCGCGGCCGGUCGAGGAGCCUGAUCUUACUCUGAGACUUUGAGUGGUUGAUCUUGAUUGCUUUCUCUAGUAUUUGCUUUCUUUCUUGGUAUUCUUAUUUUCAUGGGCAAGUGUUUCUUCCAGUGUACAGUAAGGUAUGUGAUAGAACAAAGGUCUUCACUGUUUUUUGACCUUUCUUCGAGCUAAGCUUUGUUUCCAAGUGAGAUCAUACUGAGCAAUUGAUAUGGUUUUUUCUUUCUCUGGAGAAAUUUUAAUUUGUGUAUGUUAUGCUUAUGUGGACGUUGUCUGUAUAUUUGGUUAUAUUUCAAUUCUAGUGGGUGAUGUAUUUUUUUUCUA
Molecule: messenger RNA, 1394 nt
Organism: Elaeis guineensis (African oil palm)
Lineage: Eukaryota; Viridiplantae; Streptophyta; Magnoliopsida; Arecales; Arecaceae
Product: zinc finger protein 4
Biological process (GO): negative regulation of abscisic acid-activated signaling pathway
Source: RefSeq, a predicted model, not a curated record